This is a messenger RNA of Microthlaspi erraticum, 714 nucleotides long. NCBI's taxonomy places the organism in Eukaryota, Viridiplantae, Streptophyta, Magnoliopsida, Brassicales, Brassicaceae. The record is from the annotation of a GenBank genome assembly.
AUGGGGAGAAUCGGUCUAGUGGUUUCUGAUCUAGUAUUGUCGUUCAUGUGGAUAUGGGCAGGAGUUCUGGUCAACAUUCUAGUCCAUGGAGUUCUCGGAUUGAGGAAAGAUACGACCGGCGAUAUCGUCCGAUUUGGCUUCUCCAUCAUCUCCAUGUUCGUCUUCGCUUUCCUUCAGAAAGUCACCAACGGCGGACUUUUCAAUCCUUUGACCGCUUUGGCUUCUGGUGUCUCCGGUGGCUUCGGCAGUUUCGUCUUCUCCGUCCUCGUUCGAAUCCCCGUCGAGGUAUUAGGAUCAAUCCUUGCGGUGAAACAUGUGAUUCAUGUAUUCCCUGAGAUUGGGAAAGGACCUAAACUAAACGUAGCGAUCCAUCACGGUGCUUUAACAGAAGGGAUACUAACAUUUUUCAUAGUAAUCCUCUCAAAGGGACUAACAAGAAAGAUCCCAGGAAGUUUCUACAUGAAGACUUGGAUUACUAGUGUUGCUAAGUUGUCUUUGCAUGUUCUUGGAUCUGAUUUAACCGGCGGUUGCAUGAAUCCAGGAGCUGUUAUGGGAUGGGCUUAUGCAAGAGGUGAACAUAUAACAAAAGAGCAUUUGCUUGUGUAUUGGCUUGGACCUAUGAAGGCUACUCUGCUCGCUGUUUGGUUCUUCAACGUUGUGUUCAAGCCUCUGACCGAAGAUAAACAAGAGAAACCUAAGGCUAAGGCUGAGUGA